Polyodon spathula (Mississippi paddlefish) is the source of this 4170-nucleotide messenger RNA. Its product is annotated as GTP-binding protein 2-like. The record is from RefSeq and is a predicted model, not a curated record. Lineage: Eukaryota; Metazoa; Chordata; Actinopteri; Acipenseriformes; Polyodontidae. Gene Ontology annotation, molecular function: GTP binding; GTPase activity; translation elongation factor activity. Gene Ontology annotation, biological process: translational elongation. The coding region runs from base 237 to 2033 and encodes 598 amino acids. The transcript is spliced from 13 exons.
AUUGUACAAGGGCGUUAGGGGGCGCUCAUCAUCUGUUGUUAGAUGGCCUGCGCCAGCUUCCACUAAUCAGAAGGAGGCGUAUAUCCUCACGGUCUGAGCGGACGGGGUUAUGUUAUUGUUGUUUUUGCAGGGUAGGGUUUGCUUUUUGUAUUCUUGCUCCGUGUCUCCGGACGGCUUGAAUGUCCCGCUGUUCUGUGACAAUUAUCUGAGGAGGAUUGCAAGGGUCCAAUCCUGUGAUGGAUUCGCGGGUGGCCGAGCUUUUUGGUACUGGUUCCGGAUUGAUAGCUGGGCCGCAGUGUUCGGGUUCGGGCAAUGGUUUGAGUUUUAUGUCGAAAAAAUCCUACGCGAAAAACAGCAAAAAAGUAAAAAACCGUUCCACAAGGAAUACAAAACCCAGCAACAACCCGCCUUAUCUACCUCCUGAGGCUGAAGAAGGAAAUAUAGAGUACAAGUUGAAGCUGGUGAACCCCACGCAGUACCGCUUCGAGCACCUAGUGACACAGAUGAAGUGGCGGCUUCAGGAGGGCCGCGGGGAGGCGGUGUACCAGAUCGGGGUGGAGGACAAUGGCCUGCUGGUGGGUCUGUCUGAGGAGGACAUGCGAGCCUCAUUGAAGACGCUCCGCAGGAUGGCUGAGAAGGUUGGGGCUGACAUCGCGGUCAUCAGAGAGAGAGAAGUAGACUAUGACUCGGACAUCCCCAGAAAAAUCGCUGAGGUUUUAGUGAGGAAAGUUCCAGACAACCAGCAGUUUCUGGACCUGCGGGUGGCAGUGCUGGGGAAUGUGGACUCGGGCAAGUCCACCCUGCUGGGUGUGCUGACACAGGGAGAGCUGGACAACGGGCGGGGGCGUGCGCGCCUCAACCUCUUCAGACACCUCCACGAAAUCCAGUCUGGCAGGACCUCCAGCAUCAGCUUUGAGAUCAUGGGCUUCAACAGCAAAGGGGAGGUGGUAAACUACAGCGAAUCACGGACAGCAGAGGAGAUCUGUGAGAGGGCCUCCAAAAUGAUCACCUUCAUCGAUCUGGCGGGGCACCACAAGUACUUGAAAACAACCAUCUUCGGCCUGACCAGCUACUGCCCUGACUUUGCCAUGCUGGUUGUUGGUGCUAACACAGGCAUAGCUGGCACGACGCGAGAGCACCUGGGCCUGGCCAUGGCUCUGAAGGUGCCCAUCUUCAUAGUGGUCAGCAAGGUUGACCUGUGCACCAAGAACACCAUCGAGCGCACGGUCAGGCAACUGGAGAGGAUCCUGAAACAGCCCGGCUGUAACAAGGUCCCCAUGCUGGUUGCCACUGCGGAUGUCGCCGUCACUGCCGCCCAGCAGUUUGCACUGUCCCCCAGUAUCACGCCGAUUUUCACACUGUCAAGUGUUUCGGGAGAAAACCUGGACCUGCUGAAGGUUUUCUUCAAUAUCCUCCCGCCCCUGAGCAACAGUAAGGAGCAGGAGGAGCUGAUGCAGCAGCUGACAGAGUUCCAGGUUGAUGAAAUCUACACAGUACCAGAAGUAGGAACAGUUGUUGGAGGAACCCUCUACAGUGGUAUCUGCCGGGAGGGCGAGCAGCUGGUGGUGGGCCCCACUGAUGAAGGGAACUUCCUGGAGCUGAAGGUGUGCAGCAUCCAGAGGAACCGAUCAGCCUGCAGGGUGCUCCGGGCCGGCCAGGCAGCCACUCUGGCACUGGGCAACUUCGACAGGUCCCUGCUCCGCAAGGGCAUGGUGAUGGUGAGUCCUGAGAUGAACCCCACAAUAUGCUGGAUGUUUGAGGCAGAGAUUGUGCUUCUGUUCCACGCCAAGACUUUCAGAAAGGGCUUCCAGGUCACCGUGCACGUGGGCAAUGUCCGACAGACGGCCAUUGUUGGGUGCUUGCAUGGAAAGGAUGAGCUGCGGACAGGGGAGAAGGCUGUAGUGCGUUUCAAGUUCAUAAAGCACCCGGAGUACUUGAAAAUCGGAGCCAAAUUACUCUUCCGAGAGGGAGUAACGAAAGGGAUCGGACACGUCACCAGCCUGCACCCUCUGUUCAUGAACCAAUACAGCUAGGAAGUGUGCAGAGAAGAGAGAGAAUUGAAAAAGGAACCGGACGACCUCCACCAGACCUCAUUGUCGAUACUGCAGCCCUAAGCAGGGAGCACUGCCAGUGUUUAAACAGCAGACACAGAGUGGAGGUUGAAGGAGGGUUUUUAUCUUGCACAGCUCUGUGUUUUAGUCUACAGUUGUCUUGCCUUGUUUCUGAGCAUGUCACUUUAGUGCACUCCUUCCAUUAACUUGCUCAUUGUUCCACACAGGGUGCUUUAAAACUGCAAGGAAACGAGGAACCAGUUUUCAAAUGUUCUUAAUCAUUUUUUGUAGAACUUGGUACCUUGGGUUCAGCCUCUUCAUUGUAGUUUGGGUUGUGCUUUGUAUGAACUUUCUGUCUUGUUCUCUUUUGAGCUUUUAACUUUUUUUAUUUCUAUUGAGAUUUGUCAAGCAGUCUGCAAAGGAAAGUAUAGAGGUGCUGCAACAAGCAACUCCAACAGAGUGCCUGUCUGAGCAGAGCAGAAACCAGAACGCUGAAUACCUGCGACUGCUAACAACCCUGAUCUUGCUCUGAAAUCAAAAGCACCAUCCUAGCAAUGCACAUUGAAAAAAGGGUUUUAUUACUUUUAAUAGUUGGGUGUGUUAUUAACAGUGUUACUGAUAAGAAAAAAUGAAGAGUGCUAAAUUUGCUAAGAACCACUUCCAAUUUUCAUGUUACUCAUAUAUAUAUAUGAGGUAGUAGACAAAAAAUGGAAACACUUCAUGUAUGAGAAAUGCUGGACAGGCCUGGUUGCCUAUAAUUAUGGCUGUAAUUAUUGAUAAAGUCCUUCAGUGUUUCUUGCAUGAAGGUUAAUUUGCACUUUGGCAAUGGAAAUCAGUAUUAUUAGGAACUGUUAUGUGAAGUGUUGACAUCCUCCAGAUUUUUAGGUUAUGUUUGGUAAAUUAAAAGCAGAGCCCUUGUCUGUGGGGUGGGGGUGGGUGGUUAUAUAGUUAAAUGCCCCAAGUUAAAUCUUUAAUUUUAAAGCAGUUUUAACCCAGUUUCUCACAGUGAACCAGUCAAGAAGGAAAGGUGUCGGAAGUACUGAAAUGGAUAGUAAGAAGUUUUUGUUACGAGCAGAGCCUCGCAAUAGUGCAAUGUCCAAAGUACUCUUCUCCAGUACCUCCUGGUACUAACAAAAAGUACCACACCAGCAAAGAUUAUCACAUCGGAUUUCUAUUACAGAUAUUUGAAUGCAGUUGUGUUAGAUGCUCAUGGAAAAGAUGCUCAACCAAGUAGCAGCUCUGUAGCCCGAACUGUCUGCUUAGGUAAAAUAUUGAUACAUCUGUAUGUGUGUUGUCCACAGUUCUGAUUCUGAGAUGUUACUAGCAGCUGAAGGAUUCAUUGCACUGAAUUGCUUCAUAAUUUUUUUUUUGUUCAUUUACAUCGUUUCUGUAUGGCUGCUAAUGUUGUACGCAAGAGAUACUGUUUAUUUUACUUUGUUUCAGGAUAUAAGGACAUUGUGACGAAGGGGAUAAAAUGCACUGUGCCUAAAAUGCCCUUAAAAUAUAACCAUAGGGAGUGUUACAUUUCAAAAGGUGCUAUUAACUGAAACAACCUUAUGUACUUUGUGGAAGUUUUCAACAGAGAAACAGCAUCAAUUCAACACGAUAUCCUGUCUUUUAAGAGUUGUUACAUGACUGCUGUAUUCAGCAACAUUAAUGAUUUGAAAAUGCCUGUUGAGUGCAGGCAAGAAGUCCAUUAAAGGGGAUUUGUAGCUCUAUGCAUUUUACAUGUGGUUCUUGUGCAAUUACAGAAAAACGCAUAACUGAGGUAAACAAAAACCGUUUUUUUUAACUGUAAUCAUAUUUCAUGUUAACCUGUUUGAAAAUAAUACUCUUUCAGUUUUGCAAAUAGCUAUUGAUUUUACAUCUUGAAGUAGUGUAUUAGAAACCAAUUGGAAAUGCCCCACCCCCCCAGAUUCACCAGUAAAGUUCACUGCAGGCUGAGUUUCACUGAUUUUAUGAAAAAAAAAAAAAAAAAUCUGGGGGGGGGGGGAUGGGACUCAGCUACGUUUGAAUGUAAUAUUUUAAACUCUGCCUUUGGCUGGUGUAUUGCAGAUUUAUGUACAAAUCCAAUUUGUAUAUAUGGUGUACAUAAAUAUAUAUAAAAAAAUAACUUUUA